AUUUUUCUUUUCGGAAUUGUUCCGUGCAAAGGGUGCUUGCGGCAGAUUGUUUUAUUCUAAAAAUGGAAGACUUUUUACAAAAUUUGCCUAAAAUAGAGUUACAUGCUCAUUUACAUGGUUCAUUAUGCAUAAGAUCUAUACACGAGCUUGGGCUUCAGCUGUACGGUGACAAAACGCCAAAAUAUGUGGAGCUAAGUAAAAAGUUGACUGAAUUCGACCAGACUGAUAAUUUGAAGAAAUGUUUUCAUAGAUUUACUUUCAUGCAUGAACUAACCUCCAGCAGCAAGGGCUUAGAAUUAGCCACUGAAUUAGUUAUAAGAGAUUUUGCACGUGAUAAAGUCAUAUAUUUAGAAUUAAGGUCAACGCCGAGGUGUUUUGCUGAUAUGUCGCGCCGAGAUUACUUAAAAGUACUUGUAGAAACUAUAGAAAGCGCACAAAAAGCGCAUAAUAUCGUAGUUAAGUUAUUAAUAUCUAUCGAUCGCAGUCAGCCAACAGAAGUAGCCGGAGAAAUUGUCACAUUGGCCGAAGAAAUAAAAAAAAAAUACCCGAACAUUGUCAAAGGUUUGGAUUUAAGUGGAGAUCCUUUUCAAGGAACUUUUAAAUCUUUGCACCCGUUGCUAAAAAAAUCUAAAGAUGCAAACUUUAGUUUGGCUUUACACUGCGCUGAAGUAGAUACUGUAAAGGAAGCACAAGAAAUGUUGGACUUUGGCUUUCAAAGAUGUGGUCAUGGGACAUUCCUAAAUGAAGAGCAACUCCUUCAGUGUGUUAAACAAAAUAUUACCAUAGAAUGCUGUUUAACAAGUAAUAUUAAGUGCGCCACCGUGAAAUCUUACGAUUCCCAUCAUUUUCCCAACAUUUUUCGCAAUACCCAGUGUAGAGUCGUUUUAUGUAGUGAUGAUUGUGGAAUAUUUGACACUACAUUAACACAAGAAUUUCUAAAAGCUCAUAAAUUCUAUCAGCUAUCGAAAAACGACAUACAACGCUUAUCUGUGAAUGCCAUAGAAGCUUCAUUUGCUGAUGAUCAAGAGAAGGCGUUAAUUAAACAAAAAGUCAUGGAGUAUUUUCGAGAGAGUUCAGACAAUUCUUAAAAACAUGUCUGCAGUCCUCGUAUUUGUCUUCAAGAAAAACAGUGGACCUGAUAAUCGGGGUAGAAGAUACUAAAAUGAUCCACGUAAAGUUACUUAGAUAUUUAUUGGCUGGAAAAAUUUUCGUUUUGAGCAGAAUUCCAUCAUCGAUACCCCUAGUAAAAUAAUGGAAACUUGCUGGUAGUUGUCGCCUAAAGCGCUGUCUGAAUUACCUGACCUCUGGCGGCGACAAAAUUGCUGGCGCUGGCAACAAAUUAUUUUCAUUUAUUAAUAAUUCACUUAUUUAUUGACGCUUAUGUAAACUCGAAUCUGUUAAGGCUUAUUGAAAUUGAUUACAAUGUCUACCGUAGGUGCAAUAACAAAA
Molecule: messenger RNA, 1449 nt
Organism: Glossina fuscipes
Lineage: Eukaryota; Metazoa; Arthropoda; Insecta; Diptera; Glossinidae
Gene: Ada
Product: adenosine deaminase-like protein
Exons: 1
Coding region: 63-1088 (341 amino acids)
Biological process (GO): inosine biosynthetic process; adenosine catabolic process
Molecular function (GO): adenosine deaminase activity
Source: RefSeq, a predicted model, not a curated record